Messenger RNA from Stylophora pistillata, 1136 nucleotides. RefSeq names its product signal peptidase complex catalytic subunit SEC11A. Gene Ontology annotation, molecular function: serine-type endopeptidase activity. Lineage: Eukaryota; Metazoa; Cnidaria; Anthozoa; Scleractinia; Pocilloporidae. The record is from RefSeq and is a predicted model, not a curated record. Gene Ontology annotation, cellular component: signal peptidase complex; membrane.
UCCAUCACCCUUCAACAUUAUGCGCUUGCGUAUUACACGUGUUCGCCAUCAUGGACAUCUCAUCGUGGUUCGAAGAUGUGAGACGGAUGAAUAAAAGACAGCUCUUUUAUCAAGGAUUGAAUUUUGCCAUGAUAGUUUCAUCUGCUCUCAUGAUCUGGAAAGGAUUAAUGGUGGUUACUGGAAGCGAGAGUCCUAUAGUUGUAGUUUUGAGUGGAAGCAUGGAGCCAGCUUUUCAGCGCGGCGACCUUUUGUUUCUCACGAAUAAAGAAGAUCCAAUUCGUGUUGGAGAAAUCGUUGUAUUUAAAGUUGAAGGGCGUGAAAUACCUAUCGUUCACCGAGUUUUAAAGAUACAUGAAAAAGAGAAUGGAUCAAUAAAAUUCUUAACAAAAGGUGACAAUAACUCAGUUGAUGACCGUGGUCUCUAUGCUCCUGGUCAGAUGUGGUUAGAGAGAAAAGAUGUAGUUGGACGAGCAAGAGGGUUUGUCCCUUAUGUUGGCAUGGUAACAAUUCUCAUGAAUGAUUAUCCAAAAUUUAAAUAUUUCAUUCUUGCUGGAUUGGGUGCAUUUGUUCUUUUACACAGAGAAUGAUGGUGGAAAAUAUAACAAGAAAAAGUGACCAAACUCAAAGAGUAGAAGACUUUAAUAUCACUCCCCCUUUAACUUUUUAAAAUCCUUUAAUUCUAGCCUCGAGCUGCUAUGCAUUUCCGAAAAUAACCAUUAGUUACCAGGAUUUGGUGGUAGAUCAAGAUAAUAUCUUCUACCUCACAAGUUGGAAUAUUCUCAUUACAUGUUUUAACUUGUAAGAAAUCACAUCUGAGAUUUAAAUAGUUAGAACAAAGGUUAAAGAGUUAGAUCAUGGUACACUGUAUAAGAAAGCCUCUCAAAGUUGAUGAUACAAAAAACUAUUUUCAAUGAUAUUUUGUUGUGUGACUAACUUUCUUGUUCUGCCCAUGGCAACAGUCAUUGAGAACAUAUUUGUACUAGCUGUUUGAACAGCCUUUCAUAGCCAUGUAUCACCUGCAAGCACUCUGUCCAGCACUCAAUGGUUUUGUUUUGUUUUGUUUUGUUUUUUUUUUGCAAACCUCGUGAACUUACCCUAUUUAUGAACAGAAAUAAACAGAUUGAUUUUAUAAAUUA